GAAUAUCGGAUUUGUUUCAUCGAAUUCGAUUCGUUGCGUUUUGUUCUGCAUUUUCAUUUGAAUUUCUAUACUCUCUGCUUUCAAAAAGGCGCAGGAUGAUGAGGCGUUUUUGAUGCGUGGCCGCGGAACAAAGUGCUAGAAUGAGCCGCUAUUGAGGCUCGUCGGCGUACUACACCGGCGUCGACGCACGCCAGAAUGCUUUCCGUGCGCAGGUCAACGUCUGCGACCGCGGUGUGCCUGUCUCUCCUGGCAACCCUACACGAAAGUGGUCGCAGCGCGAAUGCCCUCCUGGGAGCAUCAAGCUCUGGAGGACGUGCCGCACGGUCUACUGCCAGAGCAGGUAGGACAACAUUUCAGCGUCGGCAGGCAGUAGAGCCAUCAACAUCGCCGCCGACUGUGGCACCUGCUCCUACCGAGGCGGAGCUCACAGAUGACGUCGAUUACGCACGAGAUGCACCGUCGUCAGCCGAAGCUUACCACAGGGCGGUUGCGCCCCCAGACGGCCGCAUGUCGCUGUCUCCGCAAGAUGCUGCGCGGGCAGCACAGACCGACGACGCUCUGGACCACCAUCAUGUUUCCGCGGACUUCGAUCCCGCGUCGUCUUUCGUGGGUGCUACCUGUGCGCAGAUCUGCAGCGAGCAGUGUAUCCCAAAAACGGUUGGAGAGGUACAUUUCCAUCUAGCGCAAAUAAAAGUUGUUGUAAAAUACUUGAAUACAGUUACAGCUUCCUGUUUCUCUUUCUGUCUUUCGUAUGCCUGAACCGGUCUACUACUUUCAAGUAACUAUUGCAAGUACGCCCGUUCUUCCCGUUGUUGCCAAGAACUACAACUAUUUCUGAAGGAAGUGGCGUCGCUGAGUUUAUAUACGGCUUGCAGUGGCGAGUCCCUGCUCCUGUGAUGUAUGUUUCUAACUACUUUAUAUCCGAACGCGUUUCUUUCACGGCCAAACCUUCGUCCCUCGUGGAAACCAAAAUAAAUUUCCAAAACAGGAGUUCACUGACUUUGCGGGCGUUGUGGGGCACAAGCUGAGUUCGCUGAUUCCCGACAGCUUGGAGAAGGGCGUUGAGGCAGUGGGAGACUAUGUUACAGACGUCGGUAAGGCUUUAGCGGCCCAGAAGCGGUCCUUUCUGCAGCGGUCCGCAAGGACGACAACUACAACCUCUGAGAUUCUAAAAACAAAAAAUCACUCAUCUGACUGUCAAGCGAGAUGCGAGACGCUGGUGGACCGGUGCAGCGACCUGAUGGACAGCUCCGACCGGAUCCCGGAGCGUGCGGAAGAUGUUGCGGUGGACCCCGCCGUGAUGCGGUGCCAGGACAUGGCGAAGCUGCAGUUUAUCGCGAAGCACGGCAACGUGAAGUACUCGACCAAAUUCGGCGUGCCGCCGACGUUUUCUCAGCUUGCCUCGCUGACGGAACCGAUGGACCAGAUCACCGAGGCGGACCUGCGCACGCUCUCGGUGUGCGCGGACGGCGGCGACGACGCGAGCCUCAACCUCGGCGGGUCCUUGCAGCUGCUCGACUGCAUGGUGGCGGAGGCAAAUGCGUACGCGCACCAGAUCCAGCGCGCGGUGGCGUCCGCGCCGCGGAAAAAUGCGACCAAGAUUGCGUCCGAAGCGAUGCUGGCGCCGCCGAAAACGAUGAAGGAGGACCUGUUUUUCGUGAACGACGUCCGCUGCUACCAGAGCAAGUGCGGGCCGAAGUUCGCGCAAACCACGGUGAAAACGUGCGAAAAAGACGGGGUGUGCAGCACCGACUUCGGGCACCUGCUGUGGCAACUGGGCCUCCUGCACACGGAGUCGCCCAUGAUGCGGGCGCGCAAGGAGAUGGUGAAGCACCACGUGGCCGAGCAGGAGGACCGGCUGGACGAGUUUGCGGACAGUGCGGGCACCGUGGCGGACGCGGACCGGGAUGGUAAGGACGACCUGGACGAUCUAGAUGAGGCCGGGUUGCUCGACGAGGAGGAGGGCGACAAUGGCCGGCCCACCUCGUUGGCGAGCAGUCGGUCCGCUGCCGCCGUGCGCGACGAGCAGAAGCAUGGAACAAUAAAACCGGAGCCGCGGGGGCCCGGAGCGACGCUCCUGCAAGCGGAAGUAGACGAAACAGACCCAGACCACCAACGCGCACUCAAAGAUGCCGCAACAAGCUUUACCCCGGUACUAAGUGCGAAACGUUUUUUACGCUCACUCAGCAACUGUUUUACGUGUUGAACUGUCUAGCAAAAAAUCAGAGCUCGGCUCUUGCCGAAUAUUAUGUCACGGUCGCCUCUUAGGUGGCCUGCUUAUGGUUAUCUAUGUACAACACGUCUCAUGAACGGAUGUGAUUCUAAUUGUGAAUGUCAAUCAAAAUUACCAGCCCCCGUUUUGCCGCGCCCAGAUGUGCGCUCCCUUCCCGUUGACGACUUUGACGGAAGUGGGACUCGCAAAGCUGUUCAGCGCCAUGCCCGGCGAGAAGUGUCCGGUGAUGGAGAAGAUCGCCGACUCGCACCCGCACGACUUGUACGACGGUAUGAUCGACGAGCCCAAGGGCUCCAUAUCCGACGACAUUGCGGAGAAGGUGCGGCAAAACGUCGCCGAGCAGGCGGAGCAGGCGAAAGAGGUGCCCCGGCCCAAGCCUUUGCCCACGACGAGACUGGAUGCGGAGGACACGACAGCGUGGUCGACGAGCAGGCUCUUCCUCGACGGACACGCGGUGCUGGGAAACAACUCGCCGGGGGCCGCGCAGGUCGACCACCUCGUCGAGAGCGCGGCAGACUGGUACUCCAUCCUGGAGGUUGUGGACCACCGAGGGCUUGCAACUUCUCGGGGUUUGCCCUCUCAACGGGCGGUGGAAAAAACUGAUAGCAGCACGCACGCGGUGGAAGCCAGUGACGAGCAGCGGGAAGAACAAGAAUUGGAAGGAGACAGUAUCGGCGACGAGGACACUGGCGCGAAGCUAUCAGACGAAACGGACCAACGAGACGAGGAGGCCGAAGCUUCGGACAUGGCAGAAAAAGCGAGCACAGGAGGCUCGGAUAGUGCGGCGGACACUUCUUCGGAGAUGAACAUCGACGAUGUAGGAGCCGACCAGGCGACGUCGGAGCUGGCGUCCGUCGGUCCGUCGGAAGCGAUGUCAGACGAAGAGGACCAGGACCAGGACCCAGCGAACACCCUUGCCGCGUCGCCAGAAAUGCUCCCGUCCACCGAUGUGGAAGACAAUCUGGCAAACCAGAUGGCAGACGUAUUUGUCUUGGACGGGAAAGACGAGGUCGCCAUGCGAAAGACGACACUGCUGCAAAAAGCACGCGCGAGCAAAAGCCACCAGGAUCGCGCGGAAGACGACGAUGAUGACGAGGAUUCUGGCAUUCCGGGCACCGAAACGGAAUUCUCUAACUACUGAACAAGUAUGGAGCUGCCAGGUUUGAUGCUGGAUCAAGUACUUUCUCACUACUAACACAAGUGUAGGUAGCGAUUCUCGUCACGUCCUCGAAUGCAUCUUCGUGUAUGCAUGAACACCAUCUCCUGGUGGAACCACAGAGCCCUCGCGCCUGGCGCGUGCACGAUUUUCAUUUUACUAUACAUUGUUUUUUCCAGCUCCACCACUCUGUUUAUCAUGCAGCGUGGAAAUCGAAAUCAAUUUCCAGGCCCGGAUACAGUGAAAGACUUCCUAUUCGAACUAAAAACAGAGUCACUUCUUUCCGGCGCUACCGAGC
Messenger RNA from Amoebophrya sp. A120, 3687 nucleotides. The record is from the annotation of a GenBank genome assembly. NCBI's taxonomy places the organism in Eukaryota, Dinophyceae, Syndiniales, Amoebophryaceae.